AUCUUAUGUAAUUAGAAUGAAUAUCUGCUCAUUUCAAAGGAUUUCGAUGGAGAUGGACGAGAAUCUACGCUUUGGAUUUGUGCCAAUGGGUCGACGACAUUUGCGAUAGCAUGUCAAGAUGAUGUAAACAAAACCACGUGAUAUCAGCAAGCACGCACACAAUGCUAUGACCUUUCAAGGCGAUAGUUGAAGGUUCAGACUAUUUUAGAUGCAUUAUCAGGACGGACUGAAACUGCAAUCUUCACCAAAAUGGCAGCAGAGGCAGUGACAAGAGUCGUACUAAGAUGUGAAAAGGCGCAAGAAGAUAGAAAUUUAGAUCUAUCAAGCUGUCUACUGGAGUCAGUUCCGCAAGCAGUUUACCAUCUCAUGAGGAACACACAAUUAUCAUCCAUUGACCUCUCACAUAAUGCACUCACUAUAAUGUCAAAGAAACUCCCAAUGAAAUUUCCAAGUGUUACAGCUUUAAAUAUUUCAGAUAACAAAGUUGAAAAGAUUCCAGAUGAGAUCAAGGAGAUGACUAUGUUAGAAACACUGAAUGCUUCUCAUAACCAGCUCACUACCUUGCCAGAGACUUUCUAUGAAUUGCCCUCUCUCAGAAUAUUAGAUUUGAGUCACAACGAUAUUACAGAUCUAGAUGCAAGCAAACUGUGCAGAAUGCCUGGUAUCAGUGAAAUCAACCUGGAAGAUAAUCCUAUACCUGGUGAUAUCUGCACAGAACUAUCACAACUUUCUCAAGAAUCUAAUCUUAAAUUAUUAAUAUCAGAACCAACAUCAUCAGAUCACAUGGACUGAAAGCAAACUGGGGGUGGGGUCAAUGCACCCUUUACCCUUCCACCCCCACACAUGCAAACACAUAAUUGAUAUCAGUGGUGCUUCCGGAAGACGAAUUGGGUGUAAGGCAAUAUGUUUGUGCAGUCCAUCCACAUUUAUGUGAUUUGAAGACAUUUUGUUCAUAACUUUUUGGUGAAUUUCUUUUUCAUCAAAUAUAAGUA
Molecule: messenger RNA, 992 nt
Organism: Lytechinus variegatus (green sea urchin)
Lineage: Eukaryota; Metazoa; Echinodermata; Echinoidea; Temnopleuroida; Toxopneustidae
Gene: lrrc20
Product: leucine-rich repeat-containing protein 20-like
Exons: 4
Coding region: 250-792 (180 amino acids)
Molecular function (GO): protein binding
Source: RefSeq, a predicted model, not a curated record